AUCCGACCUUAGCAGACGGUUUACGAGGCCGUGCUCCAGACGCGUCACCGGCCGACGGAACGCGGGUGUAGUUUCGUCAUUUCAUAUGAAGUAUCGCUGCUAUAAACUUUCGCCAUCCGAGCCUUGGAUGUCCGUGCCUUGUUCUCUACCUGGUUUUCCGUACUUAUCUUCCCAAACUGCCCCUCCCAACCCUACCUAUUUUUCCCCUCCUGCCAUGGCCAGAAGGACCAUGCAUGCCGUCCGUUACGACGGCUAUGGCGGCGGCGCUGCCGCCCUCGAGCAUGUUGAGAUUUCAGUUCCUUUACCAAAGAAAAACGAGGUUUUAUUAAAAGUGGAAGCAGCAAGCAUUAAUCCAGCUGACUGGAAAAUUCAGAAAGGAAUGGUACGGCCAUUUUUGCCACCAAAGUUUCCAUUCACACCAGUAACUGAUGUGGCGGGGGAGAUUAUUGAAAUUGGUUCUGGAGUCAAGAACUUGAAAGUAGGAGACAAAGUUGUGUGCAUGCUUGGUUAUUGGAAUGGAGGUGGACUUGCUGAGUAUGCCGUUGUGCCAGCAAGCCUGACAAUCAAUAGGCCUCCUGCAAUUUCAGCAGCUGAAGCUGCAGGCCUACCUGUAGCUGCUGCCACUGCUCUUUCGGCACUAAAGACCAUAGAGACCGAGUUUGACGGCACCAGCAGAGCUGCUAAUAUCCUGAUCACUGCUGCUUCUGGUGGUGUAGGGCUGUAUGCAGUUCAGCUUGCCAAGCUAGCAAAUCAUCAUGUGACUGCUACAUGCGGAGCGCAGAAUGUAGAACUUGUGAAAAGCUUGGGUGCUGAUGAGGUGUUGGACUACAAAACCCCAGAAGGUGCGAGUUUGAAGAGUCCUUCUGGUCGGAAAUAUGAGUUGGUUGUGCAUUGCGCUGUUGAUAUUAAUUGGUCUACUUUUGAGCCAAAUCUGAGUGCUAAUGGAAAGGUUAUAGAUUUAACUCCCGGCCUCAGGACCAUACUCAGAUCUGCAGUGAAGAAAUUGACCUUUUCCAAGAAGCAGUUGGUGCCACUGGUAGUGCCGGCCGGGAAUAAGGAUCUGAAAUUUUUGGUUGAGCUGGUGAAGGAAGGUAAACUUAAGACAAUAGUGGACUCGAGGCAUCCAUUGAGCAAGGCAGAGGAGGCUUGGGCUAAGAGCAUGGAUGGUCAUGCUACAGGGAAAGUCAUUGUUGAGAUGUGAGCAAAUAGUUAUCAUUCUGCCUCUAUGUUCUAAAACGUGUAGAUAAUACACAAAGUGAUGGCUUGUAUCAUCUUGGUCUUGUUUAUAUAAAGUUGGAAAUUCUGGCUUCCUGUUGUAACUCAUCUACUGCAUAAGGUGAUGAGCCAUGUGCUAUCUGUUUGUUCAGUGAUUAUAUCAAAUUAUUAUGCUGAAUAUAAUUGUUCCUUGUCUUAA
Messenger RNA from Elaeis guineensis (African oil palm), 1414 nucleotides. Lineage: Eukaryota; Viridiplantae; Streptophyta; Magnoliopsida; Arecales; Arecaceae. The record is from RefSeq and is a predicted model, not a curated record.